UCAUUUGCACGUAGUAUAACAUAAACGUUUUGAAGUCAAACAAACCAUUGCAAGCAACACAAUAUUUCUUGUGCUUCGAAAUCGUAUAAAAUUUAAUAUUUUAUUUUGUAUUUUGUAAAUAAGAAACGAAGAGUGACAAUAGAAGAUGUCAACAGACGUGGUUGUGGAUGCGUUGCCGUAUUUCGAUCAGGGAUACGAGGAUCCCGGCGUUCGUGAGACGGCAUUGGCAAUGGUCGAAGAAGAGACCCGACGAUACAGACCGACCAAAAAUUACUUGGAACAUCUACCACCGAUCAAUACAGCCAUUUUCGAAACCGAAUUGAUGCGAAAUGAAUUCGAGCGCAUACAAAAUCGUUUGCCAAUGGAACCGCUAAGCAUGAAACGUUACGAAUUGCCACCACCGCCGCCAAGUAAAAUCUCCGAGCUGUCGGCCUGGCAAGAUGCGGUCGAAAAUUCAAUGGCCCAAUUGGAACAUCAAGCGGUGCGAGCAAUGAAUUUGGAAUUGAUGCUUGAAUACGGAUGCGAAACGUGGAAAGUGUAUUUGGAUGUGCUCACAUCGAUGUUGGCCAAGGCACAGAAGCAAUUAGAAGGUAUUAAGAAAGAUAUUCAGGAUAUCAAUUGGCAGCGAAAGGAUAAACAAACGGCGGCCGGUGAAAAGUUACGUGCAUUGGAAACGCAGUGGGUCAUGUUGGUGUCGAAGAAUUAUGAAAUUGAACAGGCAUGUGUUCGACUUGAGCAAGAAAUUGAAGAACGUAAAAAGGAAGAAGAAAGUCAACAAUACAAUGAACAGUCGCCAGAUGGUAAUGCCGAUGAUGGUAACGACGCUGAUAAUGCCAACGAUGCUAACGAGGCCAAUCAGGACGAAGAGGAGGAACAACCAAACACAAAUGGCGUUGAAAACGGUUACAUGGAACAUCAAAACGAAUCCAACGAAAUGGAAACCGACUAACAGACAAUUACGAAAAAAGAACAUUAUCAUAAACUGAGUUAGGAUUUAAUAAAGUGUAAUUUUAACGUCGAAA
Sitodiplosis mosellana (orange wheat blossom midge) is the source of this 1022-nucleotide messenger RNA. It is a transcript of the gene BCAS2, whose product is annotated as pre-mRNA-splicing factor SPF27. The record is from RefSeq and is a predicted model, not a curated record. Gene Ontology annotation, biological process: mRNA processing. Lineage: Eukaryota; Metazoa; Arthropoda; Insecta; Diptera; Cecidomyiidae. Gene Ontology annotation, cellular component: precatalytic spliceosome; catalytic step 2 spliceosome; Prp19 complex. The transcript has a single exon. The coding region runs from base 146 to 949 and encodes 267 amino acids.